Molecule: messenger RNA, 861 nt
Organism: Botrytis fragariae
Lineage: Eukaryota; Fungi; Ascomycota; Leotiomycetes; Helotiales; Sclerotiniaceae
Exons: 3
Coding region: 1-861 (286 amino acids)
Source: RefSeq, a predicted model, not a curated record
AUGUGGCCCAACUCUUUACCAUACUUUACUUUUUGCCUUUGUACAACAUUUGCAUUGACUAUCGCUAAUAAAGAUGAUACUAUUUACCCAUAUGUUGGAUAUGGCGCUGGUCCCACUGAAGAUAUAGUUGCCUUCCGAGAGGCCAAUACUUCCCCAAACGCAACAGGAAUAGUGGACCUUGAAGUAUACAACUUGAGAGCCAAUCUUGAUUCCGUUCAGAAUGUUCUUUGGCAAGCAACUCUGAAUGUGACCGAAGUCACAAAUCUCAACUACACAGACGCUGCAACAGACGUCAUCACCAACUCUGUAAUCGGAAUCAACGCUCUUGAAAACUGGGUCGAAAACUCAACAUGGACUACAACCAUCUUCAUCCUCGAAAUCUCCAGUAGAAAUGUAAUUGUUUCUGGCCAAAGAGAUACAGGAAAUUGCUACGCAACGCUAGGCGAGACAUGUGUACAAGAAUACUUAAACAACGCCGACCUGACAAAUAUAUCCGCGCAGUAUCCAACAUCACCAUCAAUCCCCACGAAUUGCGAUGAUAAAAUUGCAGGGAGUUACGGGGGUGGAUUCAAUGGAAGUGACGCCGAUGGAAGCGGAUACUUCUUCAGUGCAUCCUGGGUCCAUAAUGCGAGUAACACAACUUUCUACGAAAACGCUGUUACUAAAAUUUGGCCGCUUCUGGUUAUACAGCGCAAUGAAGCACAUGGGAUUCAAACGGCGAGUCUGAGCUGUCUGAAAGCAAAUGCAACGAUGGUGGGAAGUAAGGCUAUUGGUGGGGUACCUAGUGUGGCGACGGGGUUUCAGAUAUAUGGAUGGGUCGUGAUGGCUGUUGCUUCUGCAGUGGGACUGAUGUUUUUGUAA